AGAAGAACAAUGCUCUUAUUGACAACCUGGUUCAGACCACUGUGUCAGAGUAUGACCUGGGAGGAGAAGGAGAUCUAUUUAAAGCUCCAGAACCUAUCAUAGAAGAACCUGUAAUAAGCCUUGAUCCCAUGACAGCUGCCAUUUCAAUGAUGUCUUGUGGGGAAGAUGGCAUGUCUCCCCAGACAAUCAAAGUCACCGAUAUUGAAUCAAUUCAAAUUGAACACCUGUUAAGUGAGUUCUUCUAUGAGUGCGAGAAGGAUAUGUUGGAAAAAUCCCGCAUGGAGGAAUCAUUUCCAGAGGUCCUGGAUGUCAAGAUUCCUGCUGUCCAGGUGGAGGGGGAUCCAACAGCAGAGAAAAAUAGGUUGACUUCAGCGAUUCAAAUCCCGAAAAGUGUUAGUUUUGAGUGUUUGAGCUCUAUUGACCAGGUUCAUGGGGGUGCCAUAAGACCAAACUUUCUGGAUUUUCGGGGAGUAGAUUUUGAAACCGCCUGUGGGAUGCGCAGGGCUUUCAGUGAGGGCGAUAUACAGCUUCUUGGUAAUGGGAAUUCGAGCUCCAUUCAUUCACACUUUGAGCGCCCAGUAACCAUUGGCAACUAUACCAUUGAAGAACGCCGGCAAAGGCUUUCCAGAUAUAGGAAGAAAAAGACAAAGAGGAAUUUUGGCCGGAAAAUUAAGUAUGCUUGCAGGAAAGCAUUGGCUGACAGCCAGCCAAGAGUACGAGGAAGGUUUGCUAAGACUGAGGAAUCCGAAGUUCCAAAGAGUUAGGAAGGCUGUAAAUUUGGCACUAAGAAACUAGGUUUCUCUUUCAUGAAGAAUAAAAGAAAA
Molecule: messenger RNA, 824 nt
Organism: Telopea speciosissima
Lineage: Eukaryota; Viridiplantae; Streptophyta; Magnoliopsida; Proteales; Proteaceae
Exons: 5
Coding region: 129-764 (211 amino acids)
Biological process (GO): regulation of flower development
Cellular component (GO): nucleus
Molecular function (GO): protein binding
Source: RefSeq, a predicted model, not a curated record